AUGAGUAAUAUGUUUUAAAAAAAGCAAAAGGUUCCUUAAUAUUUAGGAAAUUCAUUUAAGGAUUUUAAUGAUGAUUAUCAAAAUUUGACCAAGAACUUAAGUUCGAAAUUUAAGCAUACUAGUAUGGAAUAGAUCGAAGGUAGUAAUGAUUAAAAACCAAAUUAAAAUAAAAAAUAGAGUGGCAACACCUGGGACUCGCAACACUUAGAUAGUUUUGUAGCUAAUAGUCCUUGGGCAACUUAAUCUGUAUACUAUUAGAAUAAUGGAGCAUAAAGUUAAUUAGGUAAUCGUCUUUAAGCUUAUUCUCCAAACAAUGCAUCUUUAUACUAAAACGAUCCUAAAAAAAGAAUGAGUUAAAGCUAAAAUUAGACAAGGGUCUAUAGCUCUCUUAAAAAUAAUAGUACUAUGGCUAACAAAAAUAAAGACAGCAACACCAAUGUUCGUGAAAGCUUCUUUUUUACUUCUGUCUCAAGAUUUGUUGAUGAUAAUAAUUACAAAAUGAUUGAUUAUCCUGAUAGGUAUAGUAAUAAGAAUUUUUUAGUGAGCGAUAGGAGAGAUGUUGAUAUAAACUACUACAAUAAACACUUUUCUGUAAGUAAGCACACUGAUAAUAACAGCAUGAAGCUAUCUAUGUGCAAUUAACCUGUUACUUUGAUGACUCCUGCAUAAAAAUUGGAUCAACUAUUAAAUCUCAAAAGUGAAUAAAAAGAUUUCUAAAACUGGAAGAGCGAAUAUGCUAAAAUGAAUAAAAAGUACAGGGUUCACAAAGGAAUGUAUCCAUCUGGAAUUUUACAAGUGGAUAACCCUAAUAACUUUGAGUCUUAGCUAUACUCUGAUGAAGCUAAAAAAGAGUAUUUGCAAUAAGUAAGAAAGGAGUAAUUUAAAGACUUACACAAAGAUAGGUUAGCCAAUUUAUAAAGAACAAACCCAUAGAUAGAAUUCCUAAAUAAUUAUAGCUAAAGAGUUUUUCCAAAUAAAGACUAUGACGAUAAAGUAAAAGCUCCAUAAUUGAAUGCCAGUCAAUAUAAAUUUCAACAUCAAUAUGAUUCUUUGGCAGAGGUUAAGAACAGUUCGUAGAUAUUUAAUAACACUCAAAGAGAAAGGUUAACUCCUAAUUGGAAUUCUAAAAGACCAGUAACAACCAAUUUAGGUAGCUAAGGUAUUGAUACUGGGGAUAGGUUAUUUGGAGCAGAAGCAUAGAAUUAUUCUUUAGUAAGAGCAAAAUACUUGAGAGAACAAGAUACAAAAAAUAGAAAUUUCAACAUUAUUUCUUACGCAGACAAUAAAAUUGAGUUUAAGAAAGACAAAGGUCUUUAAAAUAUUGAACAAACAAAUGUUUGA
This is a messenger RNA of Tetrahymena thermophila SB210, 1341 nucleotides long. RefSeq lists its product as hypothetical. The record is from RefSeq and is a predicted model, not a curated record. Lineage: Eukaryota; Ciliophora; Oligohymenophorea; Hymenostomatida; Tetrahymenidae. The transcript has a single exon.